AUGGCCGCGAGGAGUAAGCUACCUGCAGCAGAAGAACACGCACGCAAGACCGGUGAAGACAAUUAUCAAAGUGGUGGCGCUGGCAACAUCAACUUCAACAUCAAAAAUGAGACUACUACAGCAUCGUUUUCUGCAAAUACAGCCAAACCCACUAAUCUGGCAAAAAAGCACAUCGUGUCGUUCGCAGAAGCCUGCAGAAUUUUGUCGGACUUUGUGGCUGGCCGACAGCAGGAACAGCGAAAUCAGGAACAGGUUGAACAAGUAGAACACUGCGGGUCUUCAAAUAAACAGUCAGGUAGUUCCUCCAUUCUUGUGCAAGGACCACGUCGAGAUGAGGAAAUUACCGUCGGAGUUUUCGACGAGCCCGGCUACCUCACCUCGCGCGACUCGGGCUUUUGGCGCUUACAGCACAGCAGGGAGAGCAUGUGGCGGAUAAUAUUACAGCAAAGCCAAAGCAAACGCGAAUUCUCCUCGGGAGAUGGUUUGAUUAUUUCGGGGUCUGAAGACGUUGACAUGGGCGGUAUUUUUGACAUUGGUGGAGCUGGCGCAACAACUGCUGCCGCAGGAGGAGCUUUCGGAGGUCUAAUGAUGCAAGACGUCGAGGAGGCACCAGGGCGGAAAGGUGUUCCAACAGCAGGAAACAAGCAGCUGCAACAGCAAGCGCGGCUACAGCGGGACGAAGUUGUUCUAGGUCAUUCUGAUGAAACAAAUUCUGCUGUUCAGUGGAUCUCCGGCGAACCUCCAGAUGAGUUUUCUUUACCAACUCGGAGCUACGACCCGUACGCCCCGCUUCUCGGUCCGUGUGCAGUGUAUGGGAAAAGGGACUACAAGACACGGACAAUCGACGUGGACCGGAUUUUGCAGCUCGGUGAUUUUUUGCCGCUAGUAAAAACGACCUGCAAGAGGAACCGGCGGACUCCUGGUCCUGCAGCGCGCGUCACUACUGACAAAUCCGUUGAACAAGGAGAACCUGGUGCAAGCUCUACUUCCAAUAUGUUGGUUGCGGAACAACGACCUCCGAGGACGAGCAAGAGAAGAUCUACUUCCUCGUCAACAUUCAUGAAAAAUGGCGCGAAAAUUUUUACGCUGCACUCUGGCUUCCUGCAACACGAUACCAAGGAGGCGGCUUUGCUGUUGCUGUUAUUGCUGCAGUACUUCCACCAGGAAGGUGGCGAUCAACAUGAACAUCUUGCAAAGGGCGCGGAUAAUCACGUGGACGCAGAGGCAGGCGACGAAAUUGUAUGCGGUCAAGAAGAAGAUAUAAUCGGAUUUGGACCGCGAGCUCGGACGGAGGAGAGCAAGAAUAGCAAAACGCGGGAAGGAACACAGAAUUUCGCCUGCCGUUCGAGAAGUCUUCUCAUUGUCGGUCCGCUGCCCCAUCCCAAUCUGAUGGCGCUCGUCGACGUGUGGCUGUUGAAUGUGAAAAAUUGCCUUUCUGACAAAGCAGCAACAAACCGAAUAGAUGUCGAAGUGUCCACAGUAAAUUUCCCAUACACGACGUACCAAUUCUGUUUCUUCUACUGCAUGAAAAAACUUGCCUUCGAACCAAAUAUCACAUGUUGA
Amoebophrya sp. A120 is the source of this 1563-nucleotide messenger RNA. NCBI's taxonomy places the organism in Eukaryota, Dinophyceae, Syndiniales, Amoebophryaceae. The record is from the annotation of a GenBank genome assembly.